CCAUUCCUCCUUCCCUCCCUCCUUUUGAGCCUGCCUCCAGUAAGUGCCCUAGCCACACCUCCUUUGACCCUGACCACUCCCCCUAGUCCCUCCUCCUGCUCCCUGUGCCUGGAACAUGCUGUAGCUCAGACAGCACAGCAGACACAGCAGAGCCACAGAGACGCCGCCACACACUCAGCACCGGUAGACAUGGGCCAGAUCAUCAGCUGGAUCCGCAGCACACAGGACCAAGUGGGCCUGCAGGAUGUCGCUGUAGAGCAACAGGUGCCGCUUACUGGAUAUAAUCGCAUUGAGUCUCAGCACGUCACACCCACCUCCACAUCUCAGGUCUCCUCAGCGAAACCUGCACAAUAUGAGAAAGGACCUAUGCAAUCCUCUACUGCAUCUGCAGCUGUUAAACCCGGCACCAGCCCUGCAACCCCAGCAGCUUCUUCAGUAGCUCCAUCUACUGUGGGAGCUGCAGGCGUUGGAGGCUCUACCACCACUCAGAAAGCACCUUCUCAAGUCACGCCACAGGCCACAGUCUCUAAACCCACACCUGCGUCUUCUGCUAAAGUCCCAACUGCGAGCUCCGCUACUGUACCUGCUGGAACGACAGGUGGAACAGGAGUGAAGCCCACAGACCCUGUGAAAGACAAGGCCCAGAGUACAACCGUUCCUUCAUCCAAACCGGGACCUGCUAAAGUGGAUCCGGCUGUUGGGAAGCCCUCAGCCACUGCUGGUGCCCAAAAGCAAACAAGCGCCCAAAAGGUGCAAGUGGAAGUGGGUCCUCCAGGAACUAAAGUCAGUACGGAGGAUGUAGAUCCGUUUGAGGCCCUGUCUGGCACUUUACCAUCAUCAAAACCUCUUGCUCCUAAAGUCCCAACAUACACUGGACCAGAGGUCAAAGAGCUAAAUGUAAAACCAGAGACUGGUGUUUUGUGUGGUGUGAGAGAUGACACACUUCCGCCCGGAUACAGAAAGGAAGACAUGGAAAAGAAAAAACCUACUGGAGUUCCUGAGAAGCCUAAAGAUGUUCCCAAGCCUAUGAGCACAGACGAUGCGCUGGAGUCCCUCUCGGUUGGGUUUGUGUCUUCAGCUCCAACUAUUCCUAAGAAGACAGAUGUGAAAACUGAAACAAUAGGAGCAGUCGAUGUGCGUUCGGCUGGCAUCUCCAACUUUGCUCCCCCUCCACCCUAUCAGCCGAAACAACAGGCGACGUCUCAACCUGCUACUGUAACCAAGUCCCCUGCUCCACCGGCUGACAAGAAAGCCAAACUAGAUAUCCACACACAACCCACUAAACCAAAGACAGAUGAGUCAGACGGCUCCAUGUCGCUGGACGCUCUCAGCGCUUUGGGCGACACACUGGGCGCUCCAGAACCACCCAAAAAAUUGCCUGAACUCAAACCUGGGCAGAUAGUUGAUGAGAAGAAACUGACAUCCGAGAAGGGUGUUCGUGUCGGGGAGAGAGACGACACACUCCCACCAGAUUACAGAUUCUCAGAGGAAGAUCUCAAGAAAUAUCCCCUUCCUAAAAAAGAGCCCUCACUGAACACAGAUGACGCACUGGACAUGCUUUCUGAAGGUUUCACAGCCCCUGCGGCAGCACCUGUUGUUAAGGCCUCUGUUCCUCCUGCACAGGAAAAGAAGAAACCUGAUGCGGUUUCUGAGAAGACUAAAGAUGUUCCUAAGGAAACAAAGAAGCCUGCUCCGGUUCCUGAGAAGACUAAAGACGUUCCCAAGCAUAAAGUGGAUGAAUUAUCAGCACUGGAUGCUCUGGCUGGUGACUUCGUGGCUCCUCCAAAGUCUGCUUCUAAGGUUUCUUCGGCUGCUCCUAUCCCUCCAGGCCCUCCGCAAAGACCACAGAUAGACGAGGACCCUUUCAGUGCUCUGGGUGACACACUGGGUGCACCAGAACCACCAAAAAAACUACCUGAACUCAAACCUGGGGACAUUGUUCAUGAGAAGAAACUGACAUCCGAGAAGGGUGUUCGUGUCGGGGAGAGAGACGACACACUCCCACCAGAUUACAGAUUCUCCGAGGAAGAGCUCAAGAAAUAUCCUGCUCCUGCGAAAGAGCCUUCUCUAGACACUACUGAUGCUCUGGAUAUUCUGUCUGGUGAUUUUACCACUCCCACUGUCCCAUCUGCUGCCAAGACCCCUGUUUGUUCUUCCUCUAAGACUCCUGUUAAGCCUUCAGGUUCAGAUUCAGAUUUUGCUUUAGAUGCUCUUGCUGGUGAUUUUGUCGCUCCUUCUUCUGCAUCUAAAGUUCAGUCUGCUGUCUCUGGCCCUCCACAAGCUGGCAGACAGUUAUCAGAAAGUACCUCAUCAGCUUUGGAUGCCCUCUCAGACACUCUGGGAGACAUAAAAGCAGCCCCUGAGCCUGCCCCCGUCCCGCCUAAAGCCAUCGUUAAGGAAAAGGAUAUAAAGGAGGAGAAAGUGAGUAAACCAGGUGAGAGAGACGACACCCUUCCACCAGAUCAUAGGUUCAGAGAGGAAGGCCGCAAGUCUUCUCCACAGGCAUUUACAGCAGCAAAGCCGAAAGACGUCAAACCAAAGCAGACAUUAAUCGAUGACACAACGGCCCUUGACAUGCUGUCUAGUGAUUUUUCUGCAGUACCGACCAUUAAGCCCUCUGCACCUGAUGCCCGACACUUCACCCCUGAACCAACACCGCCAACCCAUAAGGCAUCAGGUCCAGUUUUGGAUCAGAUGGCAGGCAAAUUGAUUCCCAACCUGACCGACCCCAAAGCCAAAGACAGCAAACCAAAGGCAAAGGGGGUCAAACCAAAGUCUAAGCCAAAGAAACAGUCAGUAGAAGAUUCUUCAGCCAUGAAUCAGCUGCCCGGUAAAGUGAGCUCAGAUGUGGUGCCUUCAUCUUCCACGAAGGGCGGAAACAGAUAGAUUGCAGAUUUAUGGUGCGUCUCCUCAUCCCUAACACAAGAAACCAUUAAAGGGAGCUGCUCGGACAAGCAAUAUAUUUUAUGGUGGACACGGAAUAAAAUGAAAAAAAAUAUAUAACUGCACAGAGACACUUAAACAUGUAU
Molecule: messenger RNA, 3029 nt
Organism: Rhinichthys klamathensis goyatoka
Lineage: Eukaryota; Metazoa; Chordata; Actinopteri; Cypriniformes; Leuciscidae
Gene: cast
Product: calpastatin
Exons: 31
Coding region: 190-2886 (898 amino acids)
Cellular component (GO): cytoplasm
Molecular function (GO): calcium-dependent cysteine-type endopeptidase inhibitor activity
Source: RefSeq, a predicted model, not a curated record